Molecule: messenger RNA, 1508 nt
Organism: Daldinia caldariorum
Lineage: Eukaryota; Fungi; Ascomycota; Sordariomycetes; Xylariales; Hypoxylaceae
Product: MFS general substrate transporter
Exons: 2
Coding region: 103-1425 (440 amino acids)
Biological process (GO): transmembrane transport
Cellular component (GO): fungal-type vacuole membrane
Molecular function (GO): transmembrane transporter activity
Source: RefSeq, a predicted model, not a curated record
AUUAUCAUUCCUGUCAGCUUCCACUCAGUUUAGCAAUAUAUCAAGCUUCUUUGGCAUCUCAACCAGCCGCAAAAACUAUCUUACAUCUCUUUUUUGCCUAUCAUGGUCUCCACCCAAAUCAAGGAGACGAAUCAUGCGGUAGCCGUUGUUUCUCUGGGAAACAGCCAGGUAUCGCUCGGUCAUCCCGAUGAGAGCGUUACGCCAAAGCCUAACAUUGAGGAUGAAGUCGAAUACCCGGACGGUGGCUCUGCCUGGCUCCAGGUAUUAGCUUGUCAUCUCAUCAACGCCAUGGCCUGCGGCUACGGUGCAGCUUUUGGAAUAUAUCAGCUUUACUACACCGAAACACUUAAGCUCCCUGCCUCGCAAAUCUCGUGGAUCGGGUCCAUCCAGAUCUUCAUCAACAACUUGGUCUGCACAGUAGCCGGACGGCUAGCGGACGCGGGAUAUGCACGGGAGACGGUUCUCGGCGGCUCUUUCAUCGCCCUGUUGGGCACUUUCAUGAGUAGUCUCGCCACCCAAUACUGGCAGAUUUUUCUCUCCCAGGGAGUCUGCACGGGCCUAGGUUUGGGUCUGAUGUACAUGCCUACCGUCACCGUUGUGACGUCGUACUUCAAGAAGAGGCGCGCGCUCGCUCUAGCACUUUCUACUGCUGGUACCGGAACAGGGAGCAUCAUUUUUCCCGCGACAGUACAGUACCUGAUACCCCAGAUCGGCUUUGCCUGGGCCGUCCGGUGCGCAGGAUUCGUCGCGCUGACCAUCGUCAUUAUCGUGAACGUGCUUCUCAAGCCACGUCAGCUCCCCAAGAAAACCGGACCUAUGGUGGAUUGGCUUGCCUUCAAAGAGCCCCCCUACGUGAUUUUCGUUGCGGGAACCUUUUUUGUCUACUGGGCCUUGUAUUUUGGUUAUUUCUACAUCAACACGUACGCUAUUACAGUCGCCUCCUUUACACCUACGUCUGCCGUAUCGCUGCUUCUUAUCAUGAACGCGGUCGGUGUACCAACCCGUCCGGUCAUCGGUUACAUCGCCGACACCUAUCUGGGCCCAAUCAACGCCUUCAUCCUGUCGACGCUCAGCCUCGCCGUCGCGUUCUUCGCGUGGAUCACCAUCAACACGCCGUCCACGAUGUAUGGGUUCGCCAUCGUCUUCGGCGUCACGAACUCGGCGGCGCAAGCGGCCUUCGCCAGCGGCCUGGCCAGCCUGACCAGCAACCCCGUGAAGAUGGGCACCCGGUUCGGCAUGUGCUGCACGAUACUAGCGUUGGCGACCGUCGCGGGACCCCCGACCGCGGGAGCCAUCAUCGACUACUGCGGCGGCCAAUACCUCUGGGCCCAGGUCUGGGCCGGCCUCGUGUCCGUCCUCGGGGCGGCUACGUUGUCCGUCGCUAGGUAUAAGGUCUCGGGCGCGAAGCUCAUGGUUAUGGUAUAGACUGACACCAAUACUAAUGCUAAUGCUAAUGAAUGCAGUCGAGCGACACUGUUAUGACUCUGUCGCCUGCCGAGUGUGUGGGG